AGGGCGGCUCUGGCGGCGCCUGGAGCGGCGUCCGCGGCGGCGGGACCGGGGGUAGUUGGUGCAGAGCGGAGUCCCAUGGUUCGGGGCUACGGCCAGGCCGCAGGAGAAGCCCGAGCUCCGGGCCGCCCCAGCUGACCGUGCGGGCCCGCGCGGCCCGGAGCCGCCGCCGCCCUUCGGGCCCCGCAGGGGCGCGGGCCGGCCAGCCAUGGGGUCCCUGUUCCGGAGCGAGACCAUGUGCCUGGCGCAGCUCUUCUUGCAGUCCGGCACGGCCUACGAGUGCCUCAGCGCCCUGGGCGAGAAGGGCCUGGUCCAGUUCCGAGACCUGAACCAGAAUGUAAGUUCUUUCCAAAGAAAAUUUGUUGGGGAGGUGAAGAGGUGUGAAGAACUAGAGCGAAUAUUGGCAUAUUUGGUGCAGGAAAUUAAUAGAGCUGAUAUUCCCCUCCCUGAGGGAGAGACCAGUCCUCCUGCACCACCCCUUAAACAAGUGCUCGAAAUGCAGGAGCAGUUGCAGAAGCUGGAGGCUGAGCUGAGGGAGGUCACGAAGAACAAGGAGAGGCUGAGGAAGAACCUCCUGGAGCUGACCGAGUACACCCACGUGCUGCGAGUGAGCAAGGCCUUCGUCAGGCGCGACAUGCAGUUUGAACCCACUUACGAAGAAUUCCCUUCCUUGGAGAAUGAUUCUUUGUUGGACUACAGCUGUAUGCAGAGGCUGGGAGCAAAACUGGGAUUUGUGUCUGGCCUCAUUAACCAAGGGAAAGCUGAAGCAUUCGGGAAAACGCUGUGGCGAGCCUGCAGAGGGCACAGCAUCGUGACGCACGCAGAACUGGAGGGGCCCCUGGAAGACCCUGAAACGGGAGAAGUCAUAAAAUGGUAUGUGUUUUUGAUAUCCUUUUGGGGAGAGCAGAUUGGCCACAAGGUUAAGAAGAUAUGUGACUGUUACCAUUGCCACGUUUACCCCUACCCGAAUACCGCCGAGGAGCGGAGAGAGAUUCAGGAGGGCCUGAACACCCGGAUUCAAGAUCUGUAUACUGUGCUUCACAAAACCGAGGAUUACUUAAGGCAAGUGCUCUGUAAAGCCGCCGAGUCAGUCUACAGCCGCGUCAUCCAGGUGAAGAAGAUGAAAGCCAUUUACCAUAUGCUGAACAUGUGCAGCUUUGACGUGACCAACAAGUGCCUCAUCGCCGAGGUCUGGUGUCCCGAGGCCGACCUGCACGAGCUGCGCCUUGCUCUGGAGGAGGGCUCGAGACAGAGCGGUGCUUCGAUCCCCUCAUUCAUGAACACAAUCCCAACAAAAGAAACACCCCCGACUCUCAUCCGCACCAACAAGUUCACCGAGGGGUUUCAGAACAUCGUGGAUGCCUACGGGGUUGGGAGCUACCGAGAAGUGAACCCAGCUCUCUUUACCAUCAUCACUUUCCCCUUUUUAUUUGCCGUGAUGUUUGGAGACCUUGGACAUGGCUUUGUGAUGUUCUUAUUUGCCCUCCUGUUGGUGUUAAAUGAAGAUCAUCCCAGACUAAGUCAGUCACAAGAGAUCGUGCGGAUGUUUUUCAACGGCCGCUACAUCCUCCUGCUGAUGGGGCUGUUCUCAGUGUACACGGGCCUCAUCUACAACGACUGCUUCUCCAAGUCGCUCAACCUCUUCGGCUCCGGGUGGAACGUGUCUGCCAUGUACAGCUCCGGUCACAGCCCAGCGGAGCAGAGGAAGAUGAUGCUCUGGAAUGCCAGCGUCAUCAGGCACAACAGGGUUUUGCAGUUGGAUCCCAGUGUUCCCGGAGUGUUCCGAGGCCCUUAUCCUCUUGGCAUCGAUCCCAUUUGGAACUUGGCCACAAAUCGUCUCACUUUUCUGAACUCUUUCAAAAUGAAAAUGUCUGUGAUUUUAGGAAUUACUCACAUGACUUUUGGAGUCAUUCUGGGAAUAUUUAACCACUUACAUUUCAGGAAGAAGUUCAACAUUUACCUGGUUUCCAUCCCGGAACUUCUCUUCAUGCUCUGCAUCUUUGGCUACCUUGUCUUUAUGAUUUUCUAUAAGUGGCUGGUUUAUUCAGCAGAAACCUCCAGAGUCGCUCCUAGCAUUCUGAUUGAAUUUAUUAAUAUGUUUUUAUUCCCGGCUAGUGACACAGGUGGUCUUUACCCAGGGCAGGAGCACGUCCAGAGGCUGCUUCUGGUCAUCACAGCGUUGUCUGUCCCUGUGCUCUUCUUGGGAAAGCCACUCUUCUUGUUGUGGCUUCACCGUGGGCGCAGUUGCUUUGGGGUCAGCAGGAGUGGUUACACACUUGUAAGGAAAGAUAGCGAGGAAGAAGUUUCUUUGCUGGGAAGCCAAGACCUAGAAGAGGGAAACAACCAAAUGGAAGAUGGUUGUAGAGAAGUGACGUGUGAAGAGUUUAAUUUUGGAGAAAUAUUAAUGACCCAAGUAAUUCAUUCCAUCGAGUACUGUCUGGGAUGCAUCUCCAACACCGCUUCGUACCUGAGGCUCUGGGCACUCAGUUUGGCUCACGCACAGCUAUCUGACGUGCUGUGGGCCAUGCUGAUGCGGGUCGGCCUCCGCGUAGACACGACCUACGGGGUCUUGCUGCUUCUCCCAGUCAUCGCUCUCUUUGCGGUUUUGACCAUUUUCAUCCUUUUGAUCAUGGAAGGGCUUUCUGCAUUUCUUCACGCCAUCCGCCUCCACUGGGUAGAAUUUCAGAACAAAUUCUACGUUGGUGCAGGCACCAAAUUUGUUCCUUUCUCACUCAGAUUACUUUCUUCGAAGUUUAGUGACGACAUGGCAUGAUCAUAUUGCCGUAUCCAACAAGCUUUCAGAUUUAAGGAGAAUUAUCAUGUUGUAGAAUUUCCUUAUGUUAAAUUGACGAUAGGAAAAAUUCCAUCUUCAUUAACUGCCUUAUGAGAUAGCCAAAUGAUUCUGUAAGAUAUACCUCUUCCUCAUAUGUUAAAUAAUUUUGUAAAGUUUCUCAAUUUCAGAUAUAUAAAUUUCUUUCAGUUUUUAUGAUGAGCAAAUAUAAGUUAAUGCCAAAAGUUAUGUUAAAGUUAUUUUUAAAAAUAUAGUCUUGGGGGAGAGAAGCCAAUUUUGAAUGGCUAAUUGAAAAUGGUCUUAAAUACUUGAUUCCUUUUCAACUUAUUUAAAAAAAAAAACUAGAGUUAUUCUGUCACCUGAAGUUGUCAGAUAAUAUUUUCCAACAGCUGAAGUUAAGUAGUUUUUAAAAAAAUUUAAUGAUGGUUAAUCAAAAGAUUCACAUUUAUUUUGCUUGGUUAAAAGUAUGCAAACUUUUUUUAUCGUAUGCUAUCUAGAAUUGCAAGUAGAAUUGUUUCUACGAUUUUGUCUUGUUAUAAUAAUUGGAGAAAAUGGGAUAAAAUAACAUACAACAAAUGGUUAUCCCACUUGUAUAUUUUUUUAAAGACUCUUGUUAUCCUUACAUAAAACCAAUUAUGAUAAUUGUAUGUUUGGGAAGAUAAACUGUGUACUGAGCCUUAAAAUCCAGUGUGACUGUAGACGAUGUAAUAUGGAUAUGAUUCGAACGUAGUGACCAGCUUGGCUGAUGUCCCUGAACCAAAAGGGGUUUAUACUGAGUGAAGGAAAGGUAAAAAGUAGGAUUUUGUAUAUUUUUAUAAUAAAAUAUAAAUUAAGGUAUUUUACCAUGAAGAGGGUGCACCUAUCCUUGAGAACAGUAUAAUUAUAAUGAUUCAGUUUCAGACUAAUUCGAAAUAAAUGUCUAAUAAAGGCAUUUAGAGUUAAACUUUUAAAAACUAUUUAGAUCAGUUGAAAACCAAUUCUUACUAAGCCAUUAAUGUAUAUAAUCUUCAGAUUAAAUUCAUCUUUUCACUUGA
This is a messenger RNA of Globicephala melas (long-finned pilot whale), 3822 nucleotides long. RefSeq names its product ATPase H+ transporting V0 subunit a2 (gene ATP6V0A2). NCBI's taxonomy places the organism in Eukaryota, Metazoa, Chordata, Mammalia, Artiodactyla, Delphinidae. Gene Ontology annotation, cellular component: vacuolar proton-transporting V-type ATPase complex; vacuolar proton-transporting V-type ATPase, V0 domain; plasma membrane. Gene Ontology annotation, biological process: vacuolar acidification; proton transmembrane transport. The record is from RefSeq and is a predicted model, not a curated record. Gene Ontology annotation, molecular function: proton-transporting ATPase activity, rotational mechanism; ATPase binding.